Exophiala spinifera is the source of this 948-nucleotide messenger RNA. RefSeq lists its product as uncharacterized. The transcript has 2 exons. The coding region runs from base 1 to 948 and encodes 315 amino acids. Gene Ontology annotation, molecular function: ribosomal large subunit binding. NCBI's taxonomy places the organism in Eukaryota, Fungi, Ascomycota, Eurotiomycetes, Chaetothyriales, Herpotrichiellaceae. Gene Ontology annotation, cellular component: mitochondrion. Gene Ontology annotation, biological process: translation. The record is from RefSeq and is a predicted model, not a curated record.
AUGUCUCGCCGAGCAAAGGAUACGGCGAGGAUCCUUUCCGACUUUGUCUCUCUCUCCCGCGGACAUCCUUCACCCCGAGCGGCAGCCGCAGCACCUGCACCCUCACUGUGCCUACAAUGCCGCCGUAGUCGAUUCUUCGACGACCACACCAACCCGUCCACUACUCGCUUCAGGGCAGCGGCGGCCAAUCUCGAAGGGUCCCGGCGCACCUUCACCACCUCCUCGGCCCUCCUCAAGAAGUCGUCGUCCUCGUCCAAGUCGUCGCGCAAGUCGCCCGACGUGUCUUCGCCGAAGGUGAAUACCCACAUACCCGACAACGCCGCGACCAAGAACAGAGACAGCGAGGUCGACCCGUACGACUUUUCCGAGCUGAACGCGGGCAUCGCCAACGCCAUCGCGCGGCUGAAGGAUGCGCUCGUCCGCACCCGAGACGCCGGCCGCGUCACGCCGGACAUGAUCGAGUCGCUCCCCGUCGACCUCAACGUCAAGGGCGCCGCGGCACACGGGACCCGGGCGCACCACGAGCGCGCAAAGCUGGGCGACAUAGCCAGCGUGGUGCAAAAGGGCGGGAGGAUGCUUCAGGUUUAUUGUUCCGAGGAAUCUCACGUCAAACCGAUUUCCUCAGCGAUCCAGGCGUCCCAGCACAGUCUCGUGCCUCAACACGACGACAACAACGCCCUCUUGAUCAACGUGCCCGUGCCGCCGGUGACGGCCGAGACGAGGCAGCAGGCUAAAGAGGAGGCGAAGAAGGUCUACGACAAGGCCAGCCAGGCCAUCCGGAACGUCCGCGGCGACCAGCAGAAGAAGUUCCGGAAGAUGGAGCUGGGCAAGAUGGUCAUCGUGGACGAGUUGCGCAAGGCCCACAAGCAGAUGGAGGACGUGGUGAAAAAGGGCCAGGACGAAGCGAAAAAGGUCUACGAGGCCGCUGUCAAGGCUCUGGGAUCAUAA